UCCAGCUCCCACUUCACUGUAGCUCUUCUGCCAGACAGGACUCAGCCUUCCACCAUCACACACGCUCUCAGAAACAUUCACUCUCUCUCUACACGACAGCUGACAACACCUUGUGCAGAUUCUUCAGCUGCACCACAGGCUCACACAUCUCAAGAUUCAAGAGAAAGAGAGAGUGCGUGAACACGUUGACUCAAUUUUGUGCUGCACACACAAACGCAGGCACACCACCAGCUCUGAGGAGGCUGGUCCGAGGUUGGAAAAGGUGACUCGAGCAUGGAAUGGAACCUCAGAAGGAUGGAAAGUGAACUGAGGCACAUCAAUCCAGAUCUGCUGCAACCCAGCAAGAGCUUCAAGAAGCCGUCCUCGGGCACCAUCACCCUCAAUGUGGGCGGGUUCCUCUACACUGCCCACCGUACCACGCUGUCCAAACACCCAGGCUCCUACCUGGAAGAGUUAGCCAACGGUAAGAAGCCGGUUCAGCACACUGACUCCAUGGGUAACCCGUUUAUUGAUAGAGAUGGUCCGGUUUUUCGCCAUGUGCUCAAUUUCCUGCGAACUGGAGAGCUCCAGCUGCCCGACGACUUCAGGGAGGCGGGGCUCCUGCGACGGGAAGCCAACUUCUACCACCUGAGCGAACUGGUGGAGGCCGUGGUCGACUGGGAGAGUCAGAGGGCAGCCCAGCGAGAGCCCGCGUUUCUGGAGGUGACGGAUAGCCACGAGAGGUCACAGGGCCUCAAGGUGUACUGCAGUGACCCCACCUUCAUCGAGAAGGUCAAGGGGCGACUGGUGCAGAUCUCCAAGAGCCGCCUGGACGGCUUUCCGGAAGAAUUCGAGGUGUCGUCCAACGUGAUCCAGUUCAGGCACUUCAUCAAGUCGGAGAGUGGCUCGAGGCUCGUUCUGAAGGAGGACAGCACAUUCUUGUGCACACUCGAUUGUCUUAAAUUAGAGGCAGUGAUGCUUGCACUAAAAUCGGGCUUCAAGCUGGUCACCAGCCUCGACAGCAGCAAAGGAUCUGUGGUGGUGGCUGAGGCCCUGCACUUCGUCAAGUAGGAUGGUGGCAAAAAAAAAAAAGAGAGAGAGAGAGAGAGAAGGAGAAAAGAGUUGUGCCUGAUUCCAUUUCCACCCUGCUAUUGUAAGGUAUCGGGUUGAAGAUCUUGUAACAUGUAAUGUGUCAUGGUUUGGUAGAAGGAAAUUAGGUGGUGGACUGUCUCACAGGAUAAUGUUAAAGUGAUAGUUCAGAUUUUUAGGUUGUAUGAGGAAUCAACUGCAAACUGAUGUUUGUGUCGCUUUGUAAAGCACUCACUCUUUGCACCAAAGUCUACAGAGAAAAUCAGCGAUAUCAGUAAGUUGAGAUGUGGUAUUUUUUGUUGUUUUUUUACGUUUGAGUUCAAAAUCCUUUUUUCCGAUUUACUGAAGUGACACAAACUUACCAAAUGAAGCAGUAGACAGUAGUAGCAGCUCCUACUGUAUGUCCCUGCAAACUAAAAACACUGAUUUUCUCAAUAGACUUUGGUAGUGGAGAAUGAUGGGGUUACAAAUUUCAGUUUCCAGUCAGAAACGAUAUUGGAGACUUAAGCAGGCAAAGAUUAUGAGGUGAGCCUUCUUUUUUUUUUCUUAAAUGGCUAAAAUCAGUUUGAUGGCAGCUAUUUGUCAGUGAGAGCAAGCAUCAGUUCUAAGGCUGGUUCUCACACCUUUUAUUGAA
Molecule: messenger RNA, 1702 nt
Organism: Solea senegalensis (Senegalese sole)
Lineage: Eukaryota; Metazoa; Chordata; Actinopteri; Pleuronectiformes; Soleidae
Gene: kctd4
Product: potassium channel tetramerization domain containing 4
Exons: 1
Coding region: 274-1050 (258 amino acids)
Biological process (GO): protein homooligomerization
Molecular function (GO): protein binding
Source: RefSeq, a predicted model, not a curated record